Haliotis rubra (blacklip abalone) is the source of this 3196-nucleotide messenger RNA. RefSeq names its product glycine receptor subunit alpha-2-like. NCBI's taxonomy places the organism in Eukaryota, Metazoa, Mollusca, Gastropoda, Lepetellida, Haliotidae. The transcript has 8 exons. Gene Ontology annotation, cellular component: membrane; neuron projection; synapse. Gene Ontology annotation, molecular function: transmembrane signaling receptor activity; chloride channel activity; neurotransmitter receptor activity. Gene Ontology annotation, biological process: signal transduction; regulation of membrane potential; nervous system process. The record is from RefSeq and is a predicted model, not a curated record. Bases 431 to 1699 code for a protein of 422 amino acids.
CUCAUUGUCCGCGGGGGCCACUGUAGAGACGCCAAUGCGCUUGUAUCUGGACAAUAGUGCACCCAAGUAAGUUGGUCUGUUCGGGGCUGUUCUGUGUAAUGAGACCACCACGCAUGAUCAAGGACAACUUUGCUCCAGGAAACUCUAGACGUCAUUAGUCAGUGUCACGGCUAUAUGAUUUAUCCAACAAGCCAGAGAUCGGUGUGGAUCGUUGGCAGUUUAUGAUUUCUCUUCUUCUUGGGGCUUUUAGUAUAAGCAGUAGUUGUGUAGUGACAAAAAAGAUGUCUUUGUGGAUGAUGAGAUGUGGACUUAACAAGACAGAUGAGCUGCGAAGAAUGUGUGAUUGAUUAGGUGUUGUUGUACAACUUGGAGAAGUAAAAGAGGCAGGCAAAAUGUGAUCUUUACUUUGCCCAAGGAUACCUAAACAGAUAUGACUACAUCCGUCGUUGUCGUCCUGAGUUUGCUGCUCUUCAACAUAGGAGAGUACCAAACCCUGGACGAAAAGAGGUCCAAGAGUCUGACCACCGUUCUACAGACGCUCAUCGACAAAGACAGCAAAGUACCACCAACCUUUGACGAUGAGAUACCAACGGAGGUUGAGUGCCAAAUAUAUGUCGACAGUUUCGACUCCAUUAAUGAAGCUUCUAUGGACUACACUGUCAGUCUCCUUCUGCAUAUGGAAUGGUCAGUCCCAUAUAUCAAAUACCAUUAUGACGUACCGUACUUCGAGGUAGACGCCAAGAACAGAGAGAAGAUAUGGGUUCCAGAUCUGUACUUCCCCAAUGAAAAGAAGGCGUCCUUCCACAACAUCAUGAUGCCCAACAAGAUGAUGAGGAUCCACAAAGAACACAAACUAUCCUACGAAGCAAGACUUUCACUUACGUUGAGUUGCCCUAUGGAUCUCCGGAGCUACCCGUUUGACAGGCAAAUAUGUGCAAUACAAAUGGAGAGCUUUGGAUUCGAUGCUGAUAAGGUAUUGCUGACGUGGAGGAAUUCCACCCCUGUGGACGUCAACACUGAAAUAAUAUUGCCACAGUUUGAAGUGGUUGAGACAGACUAUGGAGACUGUCCUCAAACUCGACGUAGAAUGGGUAACCAAAGCUGUCUCCAAGCAGCCUUCCAUCUGGAGCGCAACAUCCAAUACUACAUCGUGCAGAUGUACAUCCCCAGUAUACUGAUUGUCAUUGUCUCCUGGAUCUCCUUUUGGCUCACUGUGACGUCAGUGGCAGGGCGUAUCUCAUUGGGUGUUUUGACUGUCCUUACCAUGACAACACAGAGUUCAGGGGUCAAUGCCUCCCUUCCACGUGUGUCCUACACGAAGGCCAUUGACAUAUGGAUGUCCACGUGCUUGUUGUUUGUAUUUGCAGCCCUAAUUGAGUUCGCCGUGGUCAACGUUCUCAGUCGCAGUCAGCGACUGAACGGACCAAGAUGUCAGAAGCAAGACACUACUGAGAAUGGAAAUGUAUAUAGAGAAACUUUCGUCACCCUGGAGGGCGAAGUGCAAGUUGAAGGAAAACCUACACAUAGACCAGGACGCAUUACUGGUAUAUCGUGCGCCAUGUUUCUAGAUAACAUGUCGCGCCUUGGCUUUCCCCUGGCGUUCCUAUCAUUUAACGCCUUCUACUGGAUGUACUAUUUGUCCAGUGGGCAAAACAAAACUCAGUCAACAACCAGACAAGCAGAAGGUUCCUUAAUUUAGCAGGAUUGCUAGGAGGAGGACAUGCUCGUGCGCUCAACUUUAAACAUUUCUGGAUAGUAUAUGAAAUGUUUCUACGAAUUACUUUUGUGUCAAAAAGCAAGUAAUACCAUCAGUCAAAUAAAAGGUGAUUUAAUGUAUCACGAUUUCAAGGAUGCCGACAUACCAAUAUUUGUUUCUCGAAAGAAUAGGCAAUGUUUCUUGUUUCAUUAGGGGGAGACACUUAACUGUCAACCAGAGAAAUGGUUCCUUAAUCUUGCAAGAAAGGGUGGACAUGGACGUAUCUGGUGUGUUUAAAUUUGACAUAAUUCUCUAUAGACGCGAACGAUCCAUAACCAUGUUGUUUCAGCUUGUGGUAGAUUGCAUCGGGAAACGGAUGUUUGGUAGAAUUGUCAAUAUUCAAAUUGUCAACUUGCAAUACAGCACAACGAUCAAAGUGAAAAGGCAAAAGGAGUCUGUUGGCAAAUCUCCAGGAAGAUCCCAGAAGCAAUAGCAUGUCUCCUUGGCUCAGCACAUACGAACACCAGUUGGAUACUUGUGAAGACAGGAACCAUGCCAAUGAGGAGAUUACUGUAACCACUGCGAAUAACAUUCGUCAUUAUGAUGAUAAUGUUAAUGUGUGUAAAUGUAUUUGUCGGUGGAUGAAGAUGCUACGAAACAGAUGCUUCGUAUAACUGAUGUUUCUAUGUAUAGCUUCAGGUCUUCUGACCCAUGUUAUCAUAUGAACGUAGUGUGUGCACCUGUUCACCAGUGAUUUUGGUAGAUACACAUGUAAGUCUCUGAGACAUGUGUUAUCUUCAAUGCAUACUAAUGUAUGUAUGCUGUUGAACAUCUUCGUAGGAUAAACGUGUUAUAUUUCCUGUCUCCAUACUCAUAUGAAUUGUACUGAUACCGGUAAAUUACCCUUUGGGGUACGGUGACUUGUGAACGUAUUUUCAGUAAUCUCACAGGUCGUCAUACUUUUUGCUUCAUUAAAACUGGCCAGUUUGUGACAAUUACUGUACCAUUGUCUUCAUUGCCUCCGAUGAUGACUAUAGCAAUCUGAUAUCAUUUGAAUGCAUUGUAAUAAAUACUUGUAGAUGAUGUCAGUCAUUUUUCAGGAGGCUUUAUGUGAUAUCUUUCCAACAAUAGACAACCAACCUGAGCUAAUGUGUCAGCUUGAAAAAAGACACCAACAUUUCUGUACAAAUUUCUCAGAAGAAAGAUAAUCAAUAUUUCAUGGCAGCCAGUACGCUGUUCCUUACAUCAUGUUCUAAACAUGACUGAAAUUCUUUUUUGGUGGUAGAUUAACAGAUCUGCCAAUUUUGCAAUAUAUUCCCCGUUCUGCGCAAAUUGUGUUAUUCUCUUACAUGAUAAAUCAUUUGUAACGUUUACAUUUUGGGGAUUUUAUGCGAUGGCCGCUGUAUUUUCUUUAGGCAAUUAAAAAGCGGAUCUGCACACUCGAAUAUGUAUAGGGUCUAACUUACUAAACAAAUCGAUUGCAACAGCCUUAAAAAAAUA